GGUGCAUAGCUUCCCAAGGGGAGUACUUGGAAGGUGACUGUAGUGAUAUUUAGCAAUGAGGUAUGUAGCACUUUUUCUAGGAUGAGUUCACGACUUAAUUGUCAGACCUCAUAGAUGGGAAAAUGAGAUCCUUUGUGAGAAGUAGAAAAUUAACCACAAAAAUAAACGUAGUAAGACGUAAUAUUACAUUCUCUCGAUAUUUUUUCCUGCCAAGGCUCUAAGUCCAAGCCUGCUCCUGCUCUGCUCUUUUCAUUAAAGAACAUCAGUGACGAGAUGAGACUCAUAGCACGAAAUGCAGAUUUUCUCCCUGUAGGAGCUGAAUGGAAGGAGAAAGCAAUUGCUAGUGUCACUGAAAGACUACGUUAUUGCAGAUGGCAAGUGGAAACGUCUUGCCCACCACACUGGCAACCACAGGUUCUGUGGUCAGCAGAUCCUGGUCUCUCUGUCUGCCUGGGGGACUCCCUAGUUGUUCCCCACCUACUCGGAGAGUCAUUUUCUUCCAAUGUAAAGAGGAAUCUCUGUGUUAAUACUGUGUAUUGUUUGUACUCGCUACUCCCCCAACACAUCUCCACUGCCAGGCACCUAGCAGCAACUCAGUCAAUUCAGCAGAUACUUGCUGAAUACACCUAUUAUGUGCUAAAUACUGUUCUUGGCAUAGGAUAUACAGUGGUGAAAAAAACAGACCAGCUAAUUUCCAAUACUGUCUUCUGAUACAAGCAAAAUACGUUGUGGAGUGUUGAGGGGCAGGGCUGGGAAACAAUAACUGGGUGACCCAGGAAAGCCCCUUGGAGGAGGCGGCAUUUGAGUAGGGCUGUUGGAUGCUCCAAUUGUACAUGGUGCUGGGUGUUGGGCUCAGUCUUUGCCCCUGAUGAAUUCUUCCCCACUCCAAGCCUGUGUGUGUUCAUCCUCUUCCCCCCUAAAUAAAGCUGGGACUUGCCAUCCCAGAGGUGAGCAUGCCUGGGGAAAGGUGGAGACUCAGAAUGAUUUCAGUAAGUGUGUCUCUGAAGCACAGUUUUAGAGGCAAGACUUGAAUUCAGAUCCUCCACGUUCUCAUUCUGACCUUGGGCAACUGAACUCCAAGCUCAGAGUGGGCCCCGCAACGAAAUCUAUCCCCUCCACUUCCGGGCUCUGUAACCUUAGACGAGUUCCUUAAGGCUCUGUGCUUUCCAUUUCUAUGUAACAUGGGGUUAUGAUAGCCCCUCUUGAGGUGAUGCAGAGUAUCCAUUUGAGUAAUAAGAAUACAUAAAUGAUAAAAAUGAUUAAUGCUCUAUAAAUGAUAGCUUUUAUUAUCCCUAUUUUACAGAUUAGGAAGGUGAGGCACAAAGAGGAGAAAUAGCUUAGCCCAAGUCACUCAAAAAGUGACUGGUAAGGAUAGUCGUGACGGCGUUGCCUAGCUUAAGGCCCCAUGUAAUACUUAGUACUUGAGAGCUGGGGCUAUUCCUGGCAAUCAAAGGGCUGUCUGUUCUGCCCCUCAGCACAGGAAAUUCCAAGGUGGGUUUACUUGCUGGCUCCUCUGGUUCUGUCCCUGGAGGGGUAGCGGAGGGGCCCAGGUACCCAAGCAGACUCAAGAGAAGAUGGAAUUGAAUUUCUCAACCUGCCUGUCUGGGCCUCUGUUGAGGGGGUAGCUGUCACUUGAAGUGGCCUGGGCUGCUUUGGGUCUAGCUGGGCAUUUCCUGGGGCGGGCAGCCCCUCACCCUAUUCUUGAAAUGGUUCUGGCUGGGUUGCAGCCUCUGGGUGGUGUGGAUGAAAUUUGGGACUGUUAGGGCGGGGACAAAACCGAGAACACAGGUUUCCUUGUACUGCUGGAGAGAGGGAGGGCAGAGGAAAUUGGAGAUCCCACUCCCCGCUUGGUCACUCUCCUCAUAGUCCAUAAUGGCUUGGUCCCGGGUGUUGCUUGGUGUCAUCAUCUUGCUGUCUACCUUCCCAGGACCUAGUGUCGGGGGCCGCCCCAUGCCCAAGCUGGCUGACCGGAAGCUGUGUGCUGAUGAGGAAUGCAGCCACCCCAUCUCCAUGGCUGUGGCCCUUCAGGACUACGUGGCCCCUGACUGCCGUUUCCUGACAAUACACAGGGGCCAAGUCGUGUAUGUCUUCUCCAAGCUGAAGGGCCGAGGGCGGCUCUUCUGGGGAGGCAGUGUUCAGGGAGAUUACUAUGGAGACCUGGCUGCUCGCCUGGGCUAUUUCCCGAGUAGCAUCGUGCGUGAGGACCAGACUCUGAAACCUGGCAAAAUUGAUGUGAAGACCGAUAAAUGGGAUUUCUACUGCCAGUGACCGCAGCCUACUGCUAUCCCUGCUGUUUUUUUUUCUCCCCGGCUUUACGCAAAUACAUCAGCCAAGUGCAAA
Molecule: messenger RNA, 2340 nt
Organism: Rhinolophus ferrumequinum (greater horseshoe bat)
Lineage: Eukaryota; Metazoa; Chordata; Mammalia; Chiroptera; Rhinolophidae
Gene: MIA
Product: MIA SH3 domain containing
Exons: 4
Coding region: 1873-2268 (131 amino acids)
Biological process (GO): extracellular matrix organization
Molecular function (GO): protein binding
Source: RefSeq, a predicted model, not a curated record